Molecule: messenger RNA, 1087 nt
Organism: Vavraia culicis subsp. floridensis
Lineage: Eukaryota; Fungi; Microsporidia; Pleistophoridae
Exons: 1
Coding region: 5-1051 (348 amino acids)
Biological process (GO): endoplasmic reticulum unfolded protein response
Cellular component (GO): Hrd1p ubiquitin ligase ERAD-L complex; endoplasmic reticulum membrane
Molecular function (GO): misfolded protein binding; ubiquitin-specific protease binding
Source: RefSeq, a predicted model, not a curated record
AAAAAUGAUACACAGCCUUUUCACGCAGACGAUGCGCACAACACCUCCGCUCACAAAAGUAAUGUCCCUCAUUCUCGUAGUGCUAGCACUCCUCGUGCACAUAAACAUAAUAAGUCCGCUAUCGCUCACCUACUCAUUCUACUACGUUAAGAAAAUGCAGUUGUGGCGGUUGGUCACGUCAUUCUUCUAUUUCGGGCCUUUCUCGGUUGACGUUCUGCUGCACGUCGUUUUCUUCUUCCGUUACUCAAAAAUGCUGGAGGAGAGUUUUAUGAAUGCAUCGGAGUAUGCGUACCUGCUGAUGUUCUGUUCAGCUCUGAUAUUUGUGUGUGCAAAUGUGUUUCGACGAUCGUUGCUUGGCAAUAUGCUCUCGUCGGCUAUAACUUACAUAUGGACGAGGAGGAACAGAACAACACAGGUGCAGUUGUUGGGGUGCAUAUUGUUUCCUGCGUUCUUUUUGCCGUUUGUGGUGCCCGUUUUUUCGUUCUUCAGCGAGCGAAAGGUGCCUUUUGAUGAGGUUAUGGGCAUCAUCGUGGGACACGUUUACUUUUACCUGAGAUUCGUUGUGAAGAAGUUUGGAUACGAACCGCUUAGAACACCCAACUGGUUGAAAAGGGCGUUUGGCGAGGAGAUAGAGGAGCCUGAAACCGUAAAUGUGCCGAGUGUGGAGCGGCUUGAUAUUCUUGAGGAGAUUGCUGGUGGUGCCGUACGGAAGGAUGAUGAGGUGAAAAAUAGCGAGAAGAGCGCUGAGGAUAGGGCGCCUAUCCGUAAAAAUGGUGUGGAUGACGAGAAGAUCGAUCUAUGUAAUGCCGAGCAGGUGAAUGUAAAUGAGGAAAAAACGAGAAAUGACCAGAUUGAUGAUGAGAAGGAUACGCACACCGCCCUACUAGAAGAAGCUGUGAACGGUGCGAUGAGCGAUGAGCUGCCUGACCAAAAAAUGGGAAGAGAAGCAUUUACAAACGAGUUAGAUGAUUCUGAACCGAACAAAGAGGACGAGGUUGAUUUCUUCUCUGUAUCAUCGGAGGAGAACAAACAUUUAGAAGAAGUAAAAUGACUAAGGUGUAAUUAAAUCUGUUUUAAAGUGGAGCAA